CAUGUUUGAACUGCAAAUAUUUUUCAGGCGAUUAGAGUUUCGGUACCCUUUAAGAUCGCUCCGCUGAUAAAAAUGAUAGGUAGAGCUGUUCUAGCGGGACAUACAAAAACCUCACAAAAUGCUACAGAACAUUUGGGUAAUGACAUAAUAAAUAGUGUUUCAGACAAAAACAUUACAAAUUACUUAUCGGCUAUAUCUUAAUAGAUUCGUGGGAUGUACAAACGAGCAUAGCAGUUGUGUCGCACAUUAAAAUGAUAAUUAGUUAAUUUAGCCAAUUGCGGGCUGGACCCAAAAAUACUUAUAAUGUGAAUUUCGGCGUCAUGUAAAAAGUUGAAAGAAAAGUAUUUAAAAUGCUUUAAAAGAUGUAGUGUAAGGCUUCGGUGCAAUAAAUGCAUAAACACUUAGAGACGGAAUAACUCAUUUCACGGCUGGUCAAGAGUGAAGCUGGGCGUGAAAUAUUUAUAAAUUUGGGGUUACAGUGUGGACUGACCAACGACUUCCGAAAUGAAGUUAGACCAAAGACCUCUAUAUAUCUGUGUGCUCCUAUCUUAUAUAUCAGCCCUGCAAAGUGGCAUCGACUUUGGAGUUACGUUUUGCAAGAGAGGUCACAGAACUACAGGGGCCACCCUCAAGGUCGAGAAAGGUGACUAUGGUCAUAUCGCCUCGGCAGGAUACCCGAACAAUUAUACCACAGAGGUGUAUCAUGGGCAUCUGUGUAACGUUGAACUUCAGGCGUGCAGCACGUGCAAAAUACGAUUGAAAUUCGUGGAACUACUUUUUCCGGAUUGCUUGUCCCAAAAGACAUUGGUUGUACAACAGAUCAGGAGUGUUUGUGUGACAGGUUGCGACCAUUUACGAUUAUUUGAAGUAGAUCAGCCGUAUCAUCGUUCCACAGAGACGAACUACUUUUCUGACGCGGAAGGGUCUGUGUAUGAAACAAUGUCUUCUGGUGUAGUAAUUCAACACUGUAUGUCAAAUGGUACCAGUUUAGAUGGAAAACGAUUUUAUAUACAGUUCGAGGUAAUUGAUAAAAUCCAAAAGAUAACAGGAACAAUUACAGCUCCUCUCUAUAGCGCCGGAACUGGCUCAAUUACGUCACCAAAUUUCCCACAUGGCUACGCCCUAAAUGGAGAAACAUUUACAUACAUGAUACAAAAUGUAGAUCCAUACGGACAUGUACGGCUAGUGUUUGAUGACUGGGAUUUAGCUGAGAAAAGUCAUAUUCAGGUAUAUGAUGAUUUGUCGGGACCAAAUCGAGCAACCAUAUACGGUCACAGAAAACGUCCUACAAUCAUGUCCAAUGGCAACACGUUGGUGCUGGUAUUCAAUGCAGGACUUGACAGACUAGCCUGUUGCAAUCAUAUAGGCUUUAGAGCAACUUAUACAUUUGUUUCCGAUGAAAAAUGGACACAAAGACCUAGAACAGAUUGCAGCGAAUCAUUUUUAUUAAAAACUGGCGGUGUCAUUGAAUUCAGCACAGACCCGAUGGAAUUACCCCAAUGGUACGAUUGUGUAUGGACAAUAAAACGAUACAUUGCCAACUUUCCUGAUGGGGUGAUAUUACGAUUGGCUGAAAUAAAUUUAGGGAAAGGUUGGCUUGAAGCAGGAAUCAAUUCACUAGAGAUUUAUGACGGUGUAACAUCUCUGGGCAAUGUAAUAGCAAGAUAUACGUCUGAAAAUUUUACGGCUGGUGAUAUUCUGUACAGUUCCGGGGACGGACUUUAUAUCCGCCUACGAGGGGUUUUCAAUAUGGCGGACAAGUUAAAGAUUGUAUACACUGCAGUCAGUAAUAGAACAGGAAUUGGAUGCCCCUCGUCUGCGGGAUUUAUGUGUGAGAAUAUGUGGUGCAUCCAUGAUGACUUAAUUUGUGAUGGCGUUGAUCAUUGUGGCGAUAAUUCAGAUGAAAACCCUGUUUUAGUUUGUACUAAAACCGAAUCAUUUGAAUCCGAUUGGUUAUGGACAUGGGACGAACCAAAACGAAAUGCUAUUAUUACUAUAGCACCAAAAACAACGACGGAGGACGCUUGUUUUGGUUUAUUCCGUUGCCAUGACGACUCGGGUUGUAUAGAUCCCAAACUUCUCUGUGAUAAGGUAGAUCACUGCAAUGAUAGGUCAGACGAGACAAGUUGCAGUUUGUACAUAUUGCGUGGUGCAGCUACGAGAAUGAAUUCAAAUACAUUUCCAGUUUUCGUUUAUGUGCUUAGAUUAUCAGCAUUCAGUUUUAUGAUUUCUCAAUUUUCUGCCUUGUAGUACUUGUUUAUAGUAUUUAUUUAUGAAUAAAUUAUUUUGU
Molecule: messenger RNA, 2290 nt
Organism: Mercenaria mercenaria
Lineage: Eukaryota; Metazoa; Mollusca; Bivalvia; Venerida; Veneridae
Exons: 13
Coding region: 505-2250 (581 amino acids)
Molecular function (GO): protein binding
Source: RefSeq, a predicted model, not a curated record